Messenger RNA from Cephus cinctus (wheat stem sawfly), 5648 nucleotides. It is a transcript of the gene MED14, whose product is annotated as mediator of RNA polymerase II transcription subunit 14. NCBI's taxonomy places the organism in Eukaryota, Metazoa, Arthropoda, Insecta, Hymenoptera, Cephidae. The record is from RefSeq and is a predicted model, not a curated record. Gene Ontology annotation, biological process: regulation of transcription by RNA polymerase II. Bases 196 to 4806 code for a protein of 1536 amino acids. Gene Ontology annotation, cellular component: core mediator complex; mediator complex. Gene Ontology annotation, molecular function: transcription coregulator activity. The transcript is spliced from 24 exons.
GCUUAUAUGAACUUAUGAUUCAGAAAACCAAAGAGAAAAUAAGAAUGGCGUCUUUCUUCGGCGCUUAGAUAUUGGUGUUGCGAUAUUCUGGAAAGUGUUUUAUUGAUAUCAAGUAUAAUAAUUGUAUGGCGAUAUAACAUUCCGAUACUUUAAGAAGAGUGUACCCUGUAAUUAAAGGAUAACUGGUCAGUUAUAAUGGCUCCAGUACCAUUAGAGGGACACCAAACUCCUGUGGCGAAUAAUAUACCACAGGAGGGGAAUCGUGGUGGUUCUAUUUCUCUGGGGAUGCUAAUAGACUUUAUUAUACAGAGAACUUACCAUGAACUUACUGUACUUGCUGAGCUCCUGCCACGCAAAACAGAUAUGGAGCGUAAGAUUGAGAUAUACAAUUUUUCUGCAAGAACGCGACAAUUGUUUGUGCGUUUAUUGGCAUUAGUAAAAUGGGCAAAUAGUGCUUCAAAAGUAGAUAAAUCUGCACAUAUUAUGGCAUUUCUAGAUAAGCAAUCUCUACUAUUUGUGGAUACCGCAGAUAUGUUAGCUAGAAUGGCUCGUGAAACCCUUGUACAUGCUAGAUUGCCUAAUUUUCACAUACCUGCUGCUGUGGAAGUUCUUACAACUGGAACUUACAGUCGCUUGCCAGCCUGUAUCAGGGAAAGGAUAGUUCCUCCCGAUCCUAUAACACCAGCAGAAAAAAGAACUACGUUGCAACGGCUUAAUCAAGUGAUUCAGCAUCGUUUGGUGACCGGAAACUUAUUACCACAGAUGCGUAACUUGAAGAUCGAGGCUGGAAGAGUUACAUUUCUCGUAGAACAAGAGUUUUCAGUCUCCCUCACUGUAAUGGGUGAUGGUCCUGCAGUUCCCUGGCGAUUACUAGAAUUAGAAAUUCUUGUUUCUGAUCGUGAAACAGGAGACGGGAAAGCAUUGGUGCAUCCAUUGCAAACCAGAUACGUACACCAAGUCGUACAAUCGAGAUUGGCAGAAAGUACAAAUCCUCUUUCAGAAGUUUACCACAUUCUACACUAUUUUUGUCAAUCCCUACAACUGGAAGUGUUAUACUCGCAAACGUUAAGAUUAAUUCGUGACAGACUAGACGAUCACAUACACGUUGAUGAAUAUGUGCCAGGAAAAUGUUUGUCUAUAUCAUAUUGGAGAGAAUUAACAAGUAAAGAUCCUAGAUCCGAACUUGGAUACAGAUUGACUGUUCAAGUUGAUCAACAUGAUCCUGCUAGACCACUUGCGGUAGUACACGUACCUUCACUAGGUAGUAAAGAAAGUGAGAUAGCAGACAGAGCCAUAAGAUCAGAUCAGCUAUCAAUGGAGUGUUUGCUGGUUCAUACUAUUUACGUUAGAACAAGAAGUAGACUUUCGGAAUUAAAACAGGAACUGCAGGCAAUGUUAAAGGAUGUCGAAUGUACUCUUGCUGGUUCACCGGCAAUUUUGUCGGUCCCAAUUCUUCAGCCUUGCUUGCGAGCUGAACUCCUUCUGGUUACUGUAGACACGCAUACAGGCAUGUUACAGUGUCAUGUACCGCAAUAUGACGCACCACUUGUACCAGAAUUGACAACCGCCUUAAACGGAGAUCAUUCUCGUCUCCCUACUCUUAUAUCAGAAUUGAGAUUUUGGAUAACUCAAAGACGAUGCGAGAAGACCUUACAGCAUCUACCAGCUACACCUCAUGAACGUUUACCUUUACUGCAUCAUCCAGAUCAUCCAAUGUCUAAAAUCAGCAGACACCGGAUGUUCGUGCAAUUGCAUAGACAUCCCACAGUUAUAUUAAUCGUCGCAUUCAAAGAGAAAGAAUCAUCCCAGUGCGAGAUUGAAUGCUCAUUUUAUUUAGCAGUCGUCAAGCAUAGUUCCAUUGAGGAUGAUCCUCAUGAUGAUAGCAUAGAAACAGAAAUUCCGAAAAUGUAUCUAAAGGUCCAGAGUCUUAUUGAAUUCGACACUUUUGUUAUCACACAUGGACCAUUCACGAGCGUCGACAGUGGGAAUAAUGAUCAAGAUGGGGGGUGCAUUACAGAAGUGGUCGAGAAGGGUAACAACAAGCGCCGAAGUACUGGUGCUGGGGGAAGAACUGAUGCUGCAGGAACACCACAGAAUAGAAGAUUGAAGCAUCCUGCAUAUUUCAUCCCAGAAUUAGCUCACGUUGUGGCACUUUGUGAUGAACGUAUACCUUUUGUUACGUUAGCACAGGAACUUACCAGAAGAGACAUAGCACACCAAGGACUUCAGGUAGAAGCCAAUGCUACUGCGUUGGUACUGAAACUUGUACAAUUACCUGCACCGUCAUCAAGUAUUGCAUCGAGUAGUACUUGGCAAGCACUGCUUAAAAGACUUCUUAGUGUUUCCAUUAGAGUGCAGGGUAAAGGCAUGGCUAAAACUUGGAUGGCUGAAUUUGUCUUUUAUGGCAGUCCUGUUAGCAGUACUCAUCCUAAGGAACAAGGUUUACGGAGGCCAGUGUAUUUCCAAUAUGAAAUGGGAACGGCUGACACUGUAUCACGUACAGUAGACUCAUUAUUAAAUGAUUGGGCACAAAUUGUUCAUGUAUAUUCAAUUGUACAAGAUUUGGCUGAAUACUUCAAAAUGGAGAAAUAUAAUUUGAGGAAUAUGGUUACUAUUAAGUCUUUCAGCUAUAGUAAAUUGGUAUUUGCUUACGGUCCAAAUAGAGGAGCUACAGUAACUGUUCAGUGGAGUACAAACGACAAGGCAUUUAAACUUGUUUUUGGUAAAAGUCCCACAAAUACUACAGUAAAUGCUCAUUCCUUAGUAAAAGAACAGCUCGAAGCUCAUUUAAAUCGCCAUAGAAAUUUGGCUCAAAUUAUUCACAUACUUAGCGAAACCUUACAGCCUCUAACAUCUAUCAGCAAGUUACCAACUAUACCACAGCUCGGCGUUCACAAUUCCAGGCCGCAAGUUCCUGUUCAGACGUUUACCAUAAUGCCACAGUGUGUAACAUUAGUGAGAUUAGCGUAUCAGGGAAUGUACUGUUUGGAAUUACGACUUAGGGGACUUGGACUAGUAAGUUUACGUGAUGGAGCUUACAGUCGGUUUGAUAGAAGUAACGUUGUAGACGAAUUUACACCAACCCAAGGACUGAAGGCUUUUCUGUCAAAAUACGUUGACGAAAGUGCAGUUUUCCGAAGAAGAUCUCAAUCAGAAGAUGACAAUCCACCAUCUCCAGUAACAAUGGACAGUGAUGGAGGAGGUGGCAGUGUUGGUUUUCUAAGUCAUCACAGAGGAGGUCCUCAAUCUCCUGCUCAGCAAAGAGAUGGUCUUAGGUUUCAUCCGCCAUUAACGCCUCCAUCUAAUCCACACACCCCUGCAAGUCCGCACACCACAAAUAUCUCACAGGCUGGACAGCAUCAGAGUUUUGGAAGCAGUCCCGCCACUUCAUUUAAUUUGGCUUCACCACCUUCCUUGCCACCAAACACGCCUAAUAUGAUACCUCACCCUUCUCCAGGAUCAGGCCUCGUAGCAAAUAGUCCUUUGAAUCCCAUGCAUGUUCCUAGUCCUGCAGGACUCAUGCCAACGUCAUCCCCAGGACCUUGUAACAAUCAAGUAGGCCACUCGCCUGCAAGUUCUUUCAUGCAAACUGGUCACAUCGACGGAAGUCCAUUUCCUUCUUCUCAAAGUAUGGCUUCUCCAGCUGCAUCAAAUUGGCCGGGAUCUCCCAGUGUUCCGCGGCCUUCUCCAGCAAGACCAGGACACGCUCUUCAUAGUCCUCAAGCUUCUGAUCACAAAGCCGGAAGUCACAUAUCCAGAGUACUUCCGCAACGAUCCUGGGCUGGUGCUGUUCCUACUUUGCUCACUCAUGAAGCUUUGGAUUUAUUAUGCUCUCCCUCGCCUCAUCCUUCGGGUUUACCUGGACCAGAUAUUUCUCCACUAGAGAGAUUCUUAGGCUGCGUUUACAUGCGGCGACAGUUACAACGAUUUAUUCAAUCGGACGAAUGCCUAACAGCUAUCAAUAGUACAGAACCUGGUGUUGUACAUUUCAAAGUGGAAACUUUGCAAUGCAGAGUAGGAUUGAAUCCACAGCAUUUGCAAUCUCUUCACAUCAAAGUUCAACCACUUCCUGAACAUAAAGAUCAAUGGACCCUGGAGGAAUUACAGAUCAUUGAAAAAUUCUUCGACACACGAGCAGCAGCGCCACCAUACAAACCAAAUACUUUGUCAGGCUUUGGCAGGAUGCUCAAUGUGCCGUUCAAUGUGUUAAAAGAUUUCGUGCAAAUAAUGAAGCUGGAACUUGUUCCCGGCUUAGUACAACAACAACAACUGAAAUGGUCAGUACAAUGGUGUUUGCGAAUUCCUCCAUCAGCCACACCAAUUGUACCAACAGGAAUGGCUGCAGUUUUAGUAUGCAGAAAUAAGAUUCUAUUCUUUUUACAAAUUACAAGAAUUGGAGUACCCUAUCAGGGUGAAGCUCCGUCACUAGUUCUACCCUUAGUAUACGACGUCAAUUCAAACCUCACACAGCUUGCUGAGAAAAGAGAUCCGGGUCCAGCAUCAGCAACAGCUGCAGCAUCUUUACAAUUAAAGAGAUUUGCAGACUACGGUGCUAAUCCUUCAGAAUGUUCUUUGUUCCCUGCUGUCAGAGAUUUGCUAGCCAAUCUAACUCUGCCGUCGGAGCCACCAGUGAUAAAUCAGGUGGUAGCAUCUCCAGCCGGUGGUCAAGUUACGCCAACGCAACAAAUUCAGAGUCCAGCCAUGCAAAUGCAUUCUCCAAUGGCUGGAGGUCAGGGUCCGCCACAAGGACCUUAUGGUAUCCAGGGUAUGCCACCAAUGGGCAUGAUGGGCGGACCACCUCAAUAAGACUUGCUUUACUCUCCCAAUCCCCUUUGUAUACCGAACAGUCAGCCGGCUUGGCUCAAUUAAACCUAUUUCAUUAAUUUAAAAAAAUAAGAAUAGACUAAGUCAAUCAUGUCUCUUAGAGCUCGAGCUAAAACAUUGACAAUUGACAACUGACAAUUCGAUCGGGAACAUCUGGGAGAGUUUUAAUUAAUGUGAUUUUCAAUCGUGCGUUAAAUAUUAUCUUUUGUCUCUGACCAUUCUGUUUGUAAUUAAGAGUAGCAAAUGCAGUGAUAUAUUGUCAAUGGCCUCCAAGACAAUUAUAUUCAAUACACAGUGUAUAGAUAGAUCUGUUAUAAGAUUGUUGAUAUUAUUUAUAAAAAUAUGUCUUUUGUAUGAGCAAUGAGCUUGACGAUUAACAAUAUUUUAUUUCUAGUGAAAUCAUAAAAAUACAUUUGUUUAAAGUGUAAAUGUACGAACAGGAAUUUUUUCCGUUGUACAAUGAUAGAAUAACGUUUCUCGUGGUUGACUAAGGGAAUUUAAUAAUGAGUAAUGUACAUUGGAAUUCAGAAUUCAUACACUAUAUCAACAGUCAAGGACGUAGAAUAUAUUGAGAAAAACAUUUUUGCUAAACAACAUUAAAAGUGAAUUUUUGGUUUGACUUGCGAUAUGAAUGAAACAAAAUUCAAGUAAAAAUCGUACAAACAGAUCACUCAGUAUAAUGAAUAUCAGCAAUGCUCUGUAUAAUCAAUUAAAGUAUAUUACUUGUAAAUACAAAGUUAUCAAUUAAUCAACGGGAUUUCUAUAAAGCAAUUGUACACAUUCGGCUUGUCAAGUUUAAGAAUAAUAUAAAAUUUUUAUUUUAA